AUGAAAUCCAUCCUUUCGGUCUGCGCCGCGGCGCUCCUCCUCAACCCCACGCUGGCCGUCACCAUCGCCCAGCUCAACGGCAACAAGUACCUCUCCCCCUACGAUGGACAAACCGUCUCCAGAAUCCACGGCCUGGUCACAGCCAUAGGCUCCACAGGCUUCUACCUGCGCUCCACCACCCCCGACACCGACGCCGCCACCUCUGGGUCCAUCUACGUGUACAGCAGCACCGCCGCGGCGAAGGUCUCCGUCGGCGACAUCGUCUCGCUCAGCGGCAAGGUGACUGAGUACCGCUCCUCAAGCGCGUACGUGUAUCUGACGGAACUCUCAUCGCCGUCGGCGCUCAGGGUGACGUCGAGCGGGAACCCCGUCACGCCGGUGGUUGUCGGGAAGGGCGGCCUGAUGCCGCCCACGGAGCAGUUCUCAAGCCUGGACGGCGGGGAUGUGCUCGGGUUGCCGAAUGACGCGAGCCAGAUCUCGAACGUGAACCCUGUUCUGCAGCCGUCUAGCUUCGGGAUGGACUUUUGGGAGAGUCUGAGUGGGGAGUUGGUGACGGUGACGGGGCUGCGGGCCGUUGGGAAGCCGAAUUCGUAUGGCGAUACGGGGGUCGUUGGGGAUUGGAAGACGACGGGCGGGAAUGAGAGAGGAGGGUUGACUAUGCGGGCUAAAGAUUCCAACCCCGAGGCGAUCGUUAUUGGAUCUCCGCUGGACGGGAGCACGAAUCCCACGGAUACGAAGCUGGGUGAUACCCUGGAGGAUAUCACGGGCGUGGUCACGCAGGGGUUCGGCUCUUAUAGGAUCCUGCCUCUGACUGCGUUGUCGGUGACCGGGUCGAACUCGACAAGCGCCGCGGCGACGAACCUCGUGUCGGAUGGAACCUGCAGCGCGGUGACCUUUGGCUCAUACAACAUCGACAACUUUUCCUCGACCUCGGCGACGCUGCCCAAGGUCGCCCAGCACAUUGCGCAGUACCUUAAGAGCCCGACGAUCGUCUUCCUGCAGGAGAUUCAGGACGACGAUGGACCGACUGAUGACGGAGUCGUCUCUGCCAACCAGACCCUCGCCAGCCUGGCGCAAUCCAUCGCUGACCAGGGCGGCAUCAACUACAACUUCGUCGACAUCAACCCCAUCGACGACCAAGACGGCGGCCAGCCCGGCGGCAACAUCCGCGUCGCAUACCUCUACGACCCCUCCGUGGUCCGGCUGCACAACCCCAACCCAGGCUCCAGCACAGACGCCAACGAGGUCCUGCCCGGCGCCGAACUCAAGUACAACCCGGGGCGGAUCGCGCCGGCCGACGCCGCCUGGGAUCACUGCCGCAAACCGCUCGCUGCGGCCUGGGAGACGCUGGACGGCAAGAACAAGUUCUUCACGAUCAACGUGCACUUCACCAGCAAGUUAGGCGGGUCCCCGAUCGAGGGCGAUGCGCGGCCCCCCGUCAACGGCGACGUGAGUACCCGCGCCGCACAGGCGGAAGUCGUUGCUGCAUUCACCUCGUCCAUCCUGGCACAAGACUCCAAGGCGAAGAUCCUCACGGCCGGCGACUUCAACGAGUUUGCUUUCGCGCAGCCGCUGGAGUCGUUUGUCGCGGACUCCGGGCUCCAGGAUCUGGACGUCGUGGCGGGCGUGGCCUCCACGGAGCGAUACACGUAUCUCUACGAUUUGAACUGCCAGCAGCUCGACCAUAUGUUUAUCAGUCCGGCGUUGGCGGCGGGGGCCAAGAUGCACCAUCUGCAUCUGAAUACGUGGGUGUCGUCCAGCGACCAGGCUUCGGACCAUGAUCCUACCGUGGCGUUGUUGAAUGUUUGCGAGUGA
Messenger RNA from Aspergillus clavatus NRRL 1, 1815 nucleotides. Its product is annotated as endonuclease/exonuclease/phosphatase family protein. Bases 1 to 1815 code for a protein of 604 amino acids. Lineage: Eukaryota; Fungi; Ascomycota; Eurotiomycetes; Eurotiales; Aspergillaceae. The transcript has 4 exons. Gene Ontology annotation, molecular function: catalytic activity. The record is from RefSeq and is a predicted model, not a curated record.